CUCACAAUUUUCUCUCUUCAACUCUUCUUUCUCUGCAAGAAACCCUAACCCUAAUCAACACGAACACAAAAAUAUGUCAGGUGGGGUUGGUCCAACCUGCAGUGACAUUAGCCUCCCUAAAGAACAAGAACAUGAAUUCAAGGAACACAACGACCAAACCUCCUCAAAACUCACCUCCCAUCAGAAGUUCCCAACUUUACACUCCAGCGCCACCGCCUCUCCGCGGAAAGCCGGUGGCGGUAUGUUCUCCUUCCGGCAGCUCAACGCCCUCGCCGUCGUCGUCGUCUUCUCCGCCAGCGGCAUGGUAAGUCCCCAAGACUUUGCCUUCGUUGUCUUCUCCAUGAUCUACAUGAACUUCAUCUCCAAAGUUGCAUUCCCCGCCCUCAGUUCCUCUAAAGACCCCACAGUUUUCAACCCCAAAAACAAAAUCCUCCGCCUCUACGUCCUAACGGGCGCCAUCAUCGGCCUUCUGCUCCCCAUUGCCUACAUUUUCGAGGGCAUUUUCGAAGGCGAUAAAGAAGGCAUCAGCGCCGCUUCUCCGCACGUUUUUCUCCUCGCAAGUCAGGUGUUCAUGGAAGGAAUGGCUUUCGGCGACCGGUUCUCAACGCCCAUACGUGUUUUCGUGCCGGUUUUCUAUAAUUCCAGGAGGAUAUUCACCAUUGUUGAGUGGCUGAAGAGUGAGUUUUCCAAAGAGUAUGAGGAGUACGGUGGAUCUGCAAGAAGAUUGUACGUUGGGAGAGGACUUGCUAUUGCUAAUAUGGGGUUUUGGUGCUUCAAUUUAUUUGGGUUCUUGUUGCCUUUCUAUCUUCCUAGGGCUUUCAAGAAGUAUUACUCUGCCCAUAAACUGAAAGAUUACUGAUCUUCAACGUACUUAUUUCUUUUUCUUUUUUUUUUUCGUUUUCGUUUAUUAAUGUUAAAGAAAAAUAACUGAAUAAAAGAUCUUCAUAGAAUGUGAAUUUUAUGAAUACUACUUGUGAAUGAAUUGAAAUUGAAAAAGGCAUUGGUGACGAGUAAAU
Molecule: messenger RNA, 1016 nt
Organism: Malus domestica (apple)
Lineage: Eukaryota; Viridiplantae; Streptophyta; Magnoliopsida; Rosales; Rosaceae
Source: RefSeq, a predicted model, not a curated record